UAAAAUAAAUAUCAUAACAAACAAUACUUACCAUUUUUUACAUAAUAAUCAUAAUGAAAAAACAAAGAAAUACAGAAGCAGAAGAACGAAAUCCUUGUUUAAAGGAACAAGAUCUAACAUUUAAAUGUUUUCAUGAUCACAGCUUCGACAAGGAAGCUUGCGAAACAGCAAUUGAUAAUUACAAACUUUGCAAAUCUUUUUGGUUUGCAGUUCAAAAAGAUAGAAGAAAACAAGGAAUUAGACCUGUAAUGCCACCUUUAUCUGAAAGAGACAACAUAAAACGCGAUUUUUUUUCUAAAUUUCAACAACAGCAAUAAGUUCGAUAUAUUUUAAAUGGG
Diabrotica balteata is the source of this 338-nucleotide messenger RNA. The record is from the annotation of a GenBank genome assembly. Lineage: Eukaryota; Metazoa; Arthropoda; Insecta; Coleoptera; Chrysomelidae.